Heterobasidion irregulare TC 32-1 is the source of this 315-nucleotide messenger RNA. RefSeq lists its product as uncharacterized. Lineage: Eukaryota; Fungi; Basidiomycota; Agaricomycetes; Russulales; Bondarzewiaceae. The transcript has 2 exons. The annotation marks the transcript as partial. Gene Ontology annotation, biological process: proton motive force-driven ATP synthesis. The record is from RefSeq and is a predicted model, not a curated record.
AUAUAUACUGACGAUUUGGGCUCGCUUUUAGAUCUUGUUCAGGACCUUUACCUCAAGGAGCUCAAGGCCUACAAGGCCCCACCCGCCGCAAAAGAUGCCCAUGUUGGUGUCGUGAAGGCCUACAGCGCCCCUGCUGCACCUAAGCCUCCAACUCUCCCCACCGAUAUUGCUUCUGAACUAUCCGCCUACGAUGCGGCAGAGCCAACGCGCGCGGCUGUUGAAUCGAUCCCCGUUGCCGCUGGACAGAGUGGUGCCGGUGCGGAAGCAUACCUCGCAUUCCUUGAGGCUGAUGAGAAGGAAGAGGUACAUCACUGA